UACCUUCUAUGUCGCGAAUUGCAAUGUUCGAGAUGGUAGCAUCAAAAACGAUGAAUCAGUGACCUGAGACAAACGAAUAACUUUGUGUAAACAAAACAUCAAAACAAAAGUUUGUAGAACUUAGAAUUCUGGGUGCACACACUGUUUGCAUUUAUAUACUUCGUUUCCUGUAAACAUGUCUUCUAAUCCAAUUUGGGUAACUGUGACGGAAAGUGUAUCGCGAGGUAUAGCUUUGUGCAAUGAACGUCUCACCGACGAUCACUACUCUCAUUUAAUCGAAUACUUAUUCCGGACAAUUGAUAGUCCGACCGAAAGCUGUACGACGGACAGCGAAUUCGAUAUGGAUAAACUGCAGCUGUCGUGUCAUUUGAAUGAACAAGAAUUCAAAUCGGUAUUGCAAACGAUGGCCUAUCUGGUCAAGCGGUCACUCAAGUACAUGUUGAAACCAUCGGCCAUGCAGAUUGACCUUCGCAACCGGCUUCUAUUGGACGAGGACAAAUGUAACAUCUUUGUAAAAUACUGGAUACAGUCCACAAAAAUAAUACUCGAUUCGCUGGAAACCGAACAUGAUGGGGAAAGCGGCGUUAGGUCCAAUCAGCUAGAGGACGUGUCGUGGAAGGUGCGAGCCCAACUUUCUUCGGAGCCCAGACAGAAAGACAAGUUAGCUCUCGGGCAACUUGAACUAACGACUAGCAACAAGGUUGUGAAUCUUGAGUUAAACAGCGAGGAAAUAGUACAUUUGUAUAAUCAGUUAGAACGUAUCCAAGUAGAACUCGAUUCGUUUAGUGUGAAAUGAUAAUACAGCAGAAAGUAACGAUUUGCGCGUUGGAAUCUUAGUAAGCUCAACAGUAUCAUGUUAGUUAUAUCAGGUUUUGAUAAAAAUUAAGUUAUAUUCAAUCUGAAAUUCGUUCCAAUACAAAAAAAAAACACAAAUUUCUGGAUAGUUCGAGAAUUAAUAGAAUAAAUGGAACCAAAAUAGGAAUGUGAGGAUUUUAAAAUACAAGAAAUAUUUGAAUUCCCAUAUGAUCUACAAUUACAUCGUGAUAAGCGUUGUUAGUCCAUUUGAUCUUUGAUCCAACGAAAUCGAUCUUUGUUCGAUAGUGGAAAUGAAUUUCCAAUAGAAAAAACGCACUCCUAUAUUUUCUAUUUAUAUAAAUGAAAAUUAUACGCCAAAUGUGUUGGCAAGCGCAAAACUCGAGGAAAGAAUUAUCCGAUUUGAGCUGUCUUUAUUUUAUUAUAUUUUCUGUAUCAAACGUGUAUUCCAUGUAACGGAGAAAUAUGUUGUUUGGAAGUAUCUUGAA
This is a messenger RNA of Toxorhynchites rutilus septentrionalis, 1301 nucleotides long. Its product is annotated as COMM domain-containing protein 10-like. Bases 176 to 796 code for a protein of 206 amino acids. The record is from RefSeq and is a predicted model, not a curated record. The transcript is spliced from 2 exons. Lineage: Eukaryota; Metazoa; Arthropoda; Insecta; Diptera; Culicidae.